CUCCAACGGACGGGGUGAGGACGAGCGAGCGCAGGCGCCGCAGCGGCUGCCGCGCCGCGCCCACCCUCCUCCCCGACCUUUCCAUUUCCCACUCCUCUAUUCCAACCGCCAAAGCCCCCCAACGCCACCAGGAACAACCAGGCCCCCUUCUUCCCUCCUCCCCCGAAAUUUCAUCUCCGCUCCAAAAUGGCGGACUCCCAGGUGGAGGCGAUGAGGAAGGAGUUCGCGAGGAUCAUGCUCAACAUGGCGCAGGAGUCGGCGGCGCGGGUGCUGGCGGCGGAGCGGCGCGCGGCGGCGCUCGCCGCCGGGCUCGAGGCCGCAAAGGAGGACGGCGUCGCCGCGCUCCUGCGGCUCAAGGCCAUCAUGGAGGCCAGGGUUAAAGAGGUAGAACUGGAAUCUUCGGUGCAUGUUAAAAGGAUCAAGGAACUAGUAGAGCAAUUGCAUGGUGCACAAAAUACUAUGGCCUCUCUUAAAGUUGAGUUGCAUCAGGCGAAUGAUGAAUUAGAGCAGACAAGGAGAACCUUAGCUGAGGCAAGAAUAAAUGGCCUUCCCACAUACAAGGAAGCUGAUUCUAAUAAAGACACCAGCCCUCGUUCUAAGAUACAUCAACAAGGAGGAAGUAUAUUGUUGAAGAAUAAAAAGAAUGCAGAGGACUGUGAUGACGCUUGCCUUGUUCCUAUAGCCGCAAAGGAGAAUGGAGCAGUGGAAAAAUUGGACAUAAAUCGUUGUAGUCCUGAUUUGCCAUCAUUUAUGGAAAGAAAUAAGAAACCUAAGUUCAAUCAUAAUGGGUGUACACAGCGUAUCCAUGCACUUAAACAGCAGGCUCAAGGAACAGAUGCAUCCGUGAAACAAAAUCAGAAGCAGGCUACAGUAUUAAAUAGUUGUUCAAAGACCAGACGCAAUAAUGAUGCUAAAAACCCAUGCCACACAAGGUCCAUCAUGGAAGAGAUACUUCAAACGAAAUUUCUAGGUAAGUACAAGCGCAAGAGAGACAGAAGAAGCAAGCCUAGUUGUAAGUUUGAUAAUUCUACUAGUGAGCAUGGGGAAGCAGAAGACAAGUUAUCUGAUACAUCUGAAGGAAAUGGGUGUUUGCUGCUUCUUCAGGCUCUUGAACAGGAACUAUCACCUCCUAAGAUUUCUGCUGGACAUGCUAAAGAGGCCUUAAGUGAUAUGAACAAAGACUUAAAAAUAGGCAGGAGGGAUGCUGGCUUAAAUCAGGGUAUUGCUUUCCCUGAACUUCUUGAUGUCCUUGCAAUGAACAACAUGCAAGUGAAAAAGAGAAAAAGAACAAAGACCAUCAGAGUUUUGGAAGAUGAAUUUUCUGAUUCGAAAAGUGUUCCUAGAUCUGCUAACACCCUGCUUAGGACAACCAUUGAUAAAAGCAUGUCUGAUAAUGAAUUGAUAUCUGAGAUGACAGAGAAUUGCUCAGAUACACCUGCCAAAGACAAUGGUCCUUCUCUAAAAUAUGCUAAUGAAAACUUUAUGCAUCGGACUACUGCAGAUAAUGGUCAAUUUUAUCCUGAAAAGAGCUGUGCAGUGAUCCUUGUAUCGACCAAAAGUGAAGCUGUAGAUUAUGGCAACUUAGUGGUGGACCAGCUACAGCAGAGAACACCAAAUACUAAUACUACAAGCCGGAAAGAAGUUUCUGAGGAAGGAAGCUGCAGUUUGGCUUCACAUAAGGCUGGCGCUUCUACUGUUAUUUCCUUGGACAAAGAAGAAAAAUUGAAGGCAUCUUCUGGACUUCCCAUGCAAGCUUUAGAUAAAACUGAUGCUUCGAUUGGCAUCUCCCUGAACAAAGAAGAGCAUGCAAAGACAGCUUCUGGAGCCUCCAUGCAAACUGAAGGAGCUAGACAUAUCAAAUACACAUUCAACCGCAGGAAGCGCAAGUGUGUGUCUAUAUAUAGCACCCCUCAGUGUGCUGUCCCCGAGAAGAGUAGCGACCUGGGUAGUCCACCUAACAAGCAAAAUCCUCAUCUAGAUCCUGUGAUGCAAAAUCAUCCAAUGGGUUCUCCUCAAGGCAACAACAAUCUAGUCCAUGUUGCCCAACAGCUCAUUUUGUUGUCAGAGCGUAAGUGAUGUGAGUUUUGAUACAUAAAGCUAAAGAAAGGAUUGGUUUGGUGCCUCGGUGGCAUAUUAAAUGAGUUUUGUAAUAUUCUAAUCCAUUCCAUUUCUUCCUUGGAGGAGUAGAAUAGUUCUGGUGGUGACAACGGAGAGAUCAAGAGAGCAGCUCAUCCUGAUAGUUGUUACUUCAAAAAAUAGUUAUUACUGUAGUAGAGUAUAGAUUAGACAGUAAGUUAAACUGUUACAUAAUUGUUGAUGAAUUUGAAAUUAUUGUUUUAAGUAGGUGAUGAAUUUUGAUUUAUAAUAGUGUUAUCGAGUUAUUAGAAUGCAAAAUGAGAAGAAUCGCUCCCUGGAGCAGAAAGGUAUUUAAAGUUUAAACCAA
Messenger RNA from Panicum hallii, 2443 nucleotides. RefSeq lists its product as uncharacterized. The record is from RefSeq and is a predicted model, not a curated record. NCBI's taxonomy places the organism in Eukaryota, Viridiplantae, Streptophyta, Magnoliopsida, Poales, Poaceae. The coding region runs from base 187 to 2076 and encodes 629 amino acids. The transcript has 5 exons.